CGCCAUCUUGGCCGCCAUUUGCGAACGGCCCUGAGCUCGGAGGCGAGGGGGCUGUAGCAGCGGGGCCGCCUUGGCCGCCCCUCUCCUCGGACUGGUCUCGGGCCGCAGCCGUCGCUCUGGCCUCCACGUCACCCGCUCCGCGGCGGCCGGAAGCGCAGCGCAGCGCGCGCCCGAGGUGUGAUCGCCGCGUCCCCGCGCCUCCUAGGGCCGCGGCGGCGGCGUUCCCCUCGGAGGCCGCAGCUCGCGGGCCGCCGCGAUGGCCCUCAAGAUGGUCAAGGGCAGUAUCGACCGCAUGUUCGACAAGAACCUGCAGGAUCUGGUGCGCGGCAUCCGCAACCACAAGGAGGACGAGGCCAAGUACAUCUCUCAGUGCAUCGACGAGAUCAAGCAGGAACUGAAGCAAGACAACAUCGCUGUAAAGGCCAACGCCGUCUGCAAGCUCACCUACUUACAGAUGCUUGGGUACGACAUCAGCUGGGCUGCCUUCAACAUUAUUGAAGUCAUGAGUGCCUCCAAGUUCACAUUCAAGCGUGUCGGCUACCUUGCCGCCUCCCAGUGCUUCCACGAGGGCACCGAUGUCAUCAUGCUGACCACCAACCAGAUCCGCAAGGACCUGAGCAGCCCCAGCCAGUACGACACUGGAGUGGCACUGACUGGUCUGUCCUGUUUUGUCACCCCAGAUCUUGCCAGAGACCUGGCAAAUGACAUCAUGACCCUGAUGUCUCACACGAAGCCGUACAUCAGGAAGAAGGCAGUCCUGAUCAUGUACAAAGUGUUCCUCAAGUAUCCCGAGUCGCUGCGUCCCGCCUUCCCCCGGCUCAAGGAGAAGCUGGAAGACCCAGACCCAGGGGUGCAGUCUGCAGCUGUUAAUGUUAUUUGCGAGCUAGCACGUCGCAACCCUAAGAACUACCUGUCCUUGGCCCCGCUGUUUUUCAAGCUCAUGACAUCCUCCACUAACAACUGGGUCCUUAUCAAGAUCAUCAAGCUGUUCGGCGCCCUGACUCCCCUGGAGCCCAGACUGGGCAAGAAGCUGAUCGAGCCUCUCACCAACCUGAUUCACAGCACCUCUGCCAUGUCUCUGCUGUACGAGUGUGUGAAUACCGUGAUUGCAGUGCUCAUCUCAUUGUCUUCGGGCAUGCCCAACCACAGCGCCAGCAUCCAGCUCUGCGUUCAGAAGUUGAGGAUACUGAUUGAAGACUCAGACCAGAACCUAAAGUACCUGGGGCUGCUGGCCAUGUCUAAAAUCCUGAAGACACACCCCAAGUCCGUGCAGUCCCACAAGGACCUGAUCCUGCAGUGCCUGGAUGACAAGGAUGAGUCCAUCCGCCUACGCGCCCUCGACCUGCUCUAUGGAAUGGUGUCCAAGAAGAACCUGAUGGAGAUCGUGAAAAAGCUGAUGACCCACGUGGACAAGGCCGAGGGCACCACCUACCGCGAUGAACUUCUCACCAAGAUCAUUGACAUCUGCAGCCAGUCCAACUACCAGCACAUCACCAACUUCGAGUGGUACAUCAGCAUCCUUGUGGAGCUGACACGACUGGAGGGUACCCGCCAUGGCCAUCUCAUCGCUGCACAGAUGCUGGAUGUGGCCAUCCGUGUCAAGGCCAUUCGCAAAUUUGCUGUGUCCCAGAUGUCUGCACUGCUUGACAGUGCUCACCUGGUGGCUAGCAGCACCCAGCGCAAUGGCAUCUGUGAGGUGCUCUAUGCUGCUGCUUGGAUCUGUGGGGAGUUCUCAGAGCACCUACAGGAGCCCCAGCAAACUCUGGAGGCCAUGCUGCGGCCCAAGGUCACCACACUGCCCGGCCACAUCCAGGCUGUGUAUGUGCAGAACGUGGUAAAGCUGUACGCGUCCAUCCUACAGCAGAAGGAGCAGGCUGCCGACACGGAGGCUGCACAGGAGGUCACCCAGCUGCUGGUGGAGCGGUUGCCACAGUUUGUGCAGAGUGCUGACUUGGAGGUGCAGGAGCGGGCGUCCUGCAUCCUGCAGCUGGUCAAGCAUGUGCAGAAGCUGCAGGCAAAAGGCGUGCCGGUGGCUGAGGAAGUGAGCGCCUUGUUCGCUGGUGAACUGAACCCCGUGGCCCCCAAGGCUCAGAAGAAGGUCCCAGUUCCUGAAGGGCUUCCUACCUUUCCAUCUCUGAGUCUUCUCUCCGGGGUUGUGGAAUCCUGCCUUGCCUGCCUAGACCUGGAUGCCUGGAUCAAUGAGCCACCUUCGGACAGUGAGUCUGAGGAUGAGAAACCCAAGGCCAUCUUCCAUGAAGAGGAGCCAAGGCACACACGGCGCCGGCAGCCUGAGGAGGAUGAGGAGGAGCUGGCACGGCGACGAGAGGCCCGGAAGCAGGAGCAAGCCAACAACCCUUUCUACAUCAAGAGCUCCCCGUCCCCACAGAAGCGAUACCAGGACACACCAGGCGUAGAGCAUAUUCCUGUGGUACAGAUCGACCUCUCAGUGCCUCUGAAAGUUCCAGGCAUGCCCAUGUCAGACCAGUACGUAAAGCUGGAGGAGCAGCGGCGGCACCGGCAGCGGAUGGAGAAGGACAAGAAAAGGAAGAAGAAGGAGAAGGGCAAGCGCCGCCACAGCUCUCUGCCCACAGAGAGUGAUGAGGACAUCGCCCCUGCCCAGCGCGUGGACAUCGUCACCGAGGAGAUGCCUGAGAAUGCUCUGCCUAGUGAUGAGGAUGACAAAGAUCCCAAUGACCCCUACAGGGCGCUGGACAUUGACUUGGAUAAGCCCUUGGCUGACAGCGAGAAGCUGCCUGUCCAGAAACACAGGAAUGCUGAGGCUGUGAAGUCCCCAGAGAAGGAAAGUGUCCCCACUGUAGAGAAGAAAAGCAAGAAGCCCAAAAAGAAGGAGAAGAAACCCAAAGAGAGAGAGAGAGAGAAGAAGAAGAAGGACAAAAAGGGCGAGGACCUAGACUUCUGGCUCUCCACCACUCCACCACCUGCUGCUGUCCCCGUUCCUGCCCCAUCCACGGAAGAACUUGCUGUGAGUACUGUCACCCUGGUUAAGGACGAGGGUGAGGGACUCAGGAGAGAGGAGCUGGAGGACGAGGACGACAACAUGGAUCAUGACCAGGAAAGGAAAUCAUCCCGGCACAAGAAGAAGAAACACAGGAAGGAGAAGGAGGAGAGGCCACGAGACAAAAAGAAAGCCAAGAGGAAGCAGGCAGCGCCGCUGGAGAAUGGUGCAGCAGAGGAGGAGGAGCCCAUCCCGAUACCCACGAACGGCCAGGGCCCUGUCACCGCAGCUGAUGUCAUCUCUUCUUCCCAGCCCAUGUCCAGCUACUGCCUUCUGGCUGAGAAUUCCUACAUUAAAGUGACAUACGACAUCCAAGCCAGCCUACAGAAGGACAGCCAAGUGACCGUGUCGGUCAUCCUGGAGAACCAGAGCAACAGCUUCCUGAAGAACAUGGAGCUCAACGUGCUGGACUCGCUCAACACCAAGAUGGCCCGGCCGGAGGGUUCCACAGUGCAUGAUGGUGUGCCUGUUCCUUUCCAGCUGCCCCCUGGCGUCUCCAAUGAGGCCCAGUUUGUGUUCACCAUUCAGAGCAUCGUCAUGGCCCAGAAGCUCAAAGGCACGCUGUCCUUCAUUGCCAAGGACGACGAAGGGGCCACCCAUGAGAAGUUAGACUUCCGGCUGCACUUCAGUUGUAGCUCCUACCUGAUCACCACGCCCUGCUAUAGCGAUGCCUUUGCCAAGUUGCUGGAAUCAGGAGACCUGAACAUGAACUCUAUCAAAGUCGAUGGCAUUAGUAUGUCUUUCCAGAACCUCCUAGCAAAGAUCUGUUUCCACCACCAUUUUUCCGUUGUGGAGCGAGUAGACUCCUGUGCCUCCAUGUACAGCCGCUCCAUCCAGGGCCACCAUGUCUGCCUGCUGGUGAAGAAGGGUGAGAGCUCCGUGUCGGUAGAUGGGAAAUGCAGUGAUGCCACGCUGCUCAGCAGCCUGCUGGAAGAGAUGAAGACCACGCUGGCCCAGUGCUGAGUGACAGAGUCCAGGAUGCCCGACAGACCACAGACAGAUGUGAUGGGUCUUGCCUCUCUUCUCCUUUGUCAUGUGUACUGUCCCCACACCCAGCAUUAAUUUAAUGCCACUGGCCUCCACUGUGUGACUCUGAGGUCCUAUGUUGCAUCAACUUAUUUUAUUAUCCUUUUUUUAUUCUGACCCGCACUCCUUUGGCAAGAAAGGCCAUUCCAAUUCCAACCCUAGCCAGCAAGGGGCUCCCAGCUCCACUCCCCGUUCUUGAAGAUGGCUGUGGGGACUCCAGGCUGGCGGGCCUCUGGGUUUCCAGCAAACAGUGGGACUGAUGUGUCCACACUCUUCUGCCCCCAUGCUGCCUCUGGAGGAACCCUUCCAGCUGCUGCUGUCCCCAAAUAUCCUGACUGGUGGUGUCUGUGGAGAGGUGAGCAGGCCAGCUAUUACCACAUUUCUUGCUAGUGUCUGUGUGGCCAGAUGGGUGAAGUGUGCUUGUGGGUCAGCUCAGCUGCUGACAGCAGGGACAGCACUUUGAUUUUUCUUCUGUUCAACAGAAUUCUGGUGGGAUUCUGUUGAGGAGGUGGUCAGUGGAUGAGUGCAAUCCAUGCCCCUCAGUUUGUCACUACACAUCACGGGUUUGUCUCUGCGCUGUGCCACAGCUGUGGAAGGCCAAGUGCCUUGCAGUGGAGAGAGUGUGCAUCCUGGGAGCAUUCGGUGCUUACCCAGCCAUUCUGGGCAAGGUGAGGGACCCCAGCCUGGACACUCCCUAUAGCUGGGUAGCUGGGCACAAGCUGAGCCUUCCUCAUUGGUGGUGGUCUACAGACAUUCUGACUGUUCCUUUGAGGACUGCUGUCACUUUAGCAUGUAGAGUACUCUGUUACCGACCCCAGUGACCCUCCAGCUCUAUGAUGUUCCAUGAUUGAUUUGCUGCCGACAUUCCCGUGUGAAGAGAGAUAUAUCACGCUGAUGAUGAUCAGUGUCACAAUGACCCAAUAAAGAGUCGCAAAACA
Messenger RNA from Microtus ochrogaster (prairie vole), 4980 nucleotides. It is a transcript of the gene Ap3d1, whose product is annotated as adaptor related protein complex 3 subunit delta 1. The record is from RefSeq and is a predicted model, not a curated record. Gene Ontology annotation, cellular component: presynaptic endosome; AP-3 adaptor complex; membrane coat. Gene Ontology annotation, biological process: neurotransmitter receptor transport, postsynaptic endosome to lysosome; Golgi to vacuole transport; anterograde synaptic vesicle transport. Lineage: Eukaryota; Metazoa; Chordata; Mammalia; Rodentia; Cricetidae.